Molecule: messenger RNA, 2010 nt
Organism: Helianthus annuus (common sunflower)
Lineage: Eukaryota; Viridiplantae; Streptophyta; Magnoliopsida; Asterales; Asteraceae
Exons: 7
Coding region: 1-2010 (669 amino acids)
Molecular function (GO): protein dimerization activity
Source: RefSeq, a predicted model, not a curated record
AUGGCUACUGAUGGUGGUGAAGUUGGUCAAGCAACUAGUACGGGUGACCUGAGUAGAAAAUAUGGCACACAAGACCCGACCAACAAAAACCGGUGGACUUGCAAGUUCUGUGGAAAACCAUCAACAGGUGGCGUAUACCGGCUGAAGCAACACUUAAUUGAUGGGUUUAGAAACGUUGCAUCAUGUGGUAGGUGUCCCGAAAAUGUACCCCAAGAGAUGAAAGACUUUAUGUUGAAAAAAGCUAAGGGUAAACAAUCAUAUGACCCCAUGGUUGAUGAUUAUGAUUUUGGUGAUGAAGAGGACGAAGAAUGUGUUGUAACGAAGGUGAAGAGGACAAGUGGUUCGAGCCAAGCAAAUGCGCCAAAAAGCCAAGACAUACUAAAAGGUAGGAAAGGAGGAAAACAACAAACCAUAAAUGAAAUUUGUAAAAAAGAAUUGAGGGACAAAGUUUGCAUAGAGAUUGCUCGGUGGUUUUAUGACGCGGGUAUUCCUUUUCACGAGGCCACCUAUGGUAGCUUUCAUAUUAUUUUGGAAGUUGUGGCACAGUUUGGUCCGGGAUUUCGAGCACCUACUAUGUACGAAUUGAGGGUGCCUUUACUUACAAAAGAAGUAGAGGACACUAAAUUGGAGAUUAAUAAUCACAAAAAGGAAUGGGCUGCCAAAGGAUGUUCUAUUUUAUCAGAUGGAUGGCGUGAUUCGACUAUCCAAAAAGAUAUUAUCAACUUCUUGGUUAAUUCUCCUAAAGGGUCGGUGUUUGUGAAGUCGAUAGAUGUAUCAGAGAUCACGAAGGAUGCUCAUCAGUUGUUGGGGAUGCUUGAAGAAAUGGUGGAUGAAGUAGGAGAGGAAAACGUGGUGCAAGAGGUGACGGAUAAUGCAUCCAAUUAUAAAUCGGAAGGUAUGUACUUAGAAGCUUCAAGAAAGCAUUUGUACUGGACACCAUGUGCAGCCCAUUGUAUUGAUCUCAUGUUAGAGGAUAUAGGGAAGAUUCCAAAGAUCAAGGAAAACAUUGUUUAUGCUCUCAAGUUGACAGGACCGCUUGUUAAAGUUCUUAGGAUUGUUGAUGGGGAUAAGAAACCUGCCAUGGGGUACAUCUAUGACGCUAUGACAAGGGCUAAGGAAGCCAUUGCAGCUAGUUUUUUGAAUAGAAAAGCUGAGUAUAAAAAAGCCUUUGCGAUCAUUGACAAAAGAUGGGAAUGUCAGCUUCAUAGGCCUUUACAUGUUGCUGGAUUUUUUUUGAAUUCGGAAAUGUAUUAUGACAAUCAAGCGAAAGCAAGUGGUGGACCGAUUAGGCGAGGUUUGAUUGACUGUAUUGGAAGGUUAGUUGCUGAUCCACAUACUCAUGACAUAAUCAGCAGCCAGUUGGAUUCAUACGAAGAGGUAAUAGGUGUUUUUGGCAAUCCGAUGGCUAUACGUCAAAGAAAGACGAGAUCACCAGCGGAUUGGUGGGCUAGUUAUGGAUGUGAUACCCCAAAGUUGCAAAAGUUUGCCAUUCGGAUUCUUAGUCUCACAUGUAGUGCCACGGGAUGUGAGAGAAAUUGGAGUGUCUUCCAACAACUUCAUACUAAAAGAAGAAACCGAUUGGCACAAAAACGAUUAAAAGACUUGGUGUAUGUAAAGUUUAAUCGUGGAUUGAAACAACGAUAUGAAAGAAGGAACACCACCCACCCUAUACUUUUACAAGAAAUUGAUGAUAGUAACGAGUGGGUCAUGGGUGUUAUGGAUGAUGAGAAUGAGGAGACUUCGGAGGCUUCGGGGGCAUCUGAACCGAUAUAUGCAACAAGAUCAAGUACACAACAACAAUCCAAAGAAAAGGAUCCUUCUUCCUCCACCCAUACUCCUAGUGUACCACCACCUAAGAAAGCACCAUCUAAAAGACUACAUGUAUUGAUUGAUGAAGGUAUUCAAGAUGAUGAAGAAAUCGAAGAAGAACUUGGCUUGAGUGAAGAUGAUGGCGAAGAUGUGGUACUUGGAGUUGACGAUGAUCAUGGAGAUAGUGAAGAAGACUACUAG